AGCCUUCCAGUGGACAUGAGAGUCCCUUUCCAGAGCCUCCAAGCCGUCAAGAUCCUCCUGGAGUCCAAGGGCAUCCCUUAUACCAUCAUGAUCAAAGACCUACAGGAUUUGCUGGAUAAGGAAAAGGAAUCCAUGUUGCUGGCCAGAAAGUCUGAAAGAAACACUGGCACAUUUAGCUUCUCUACCUACCACACCAUCGAGGAGAUCUACAGUUGGAUGGAUGAUUUUGUGGCUGAAAAUCCAGAUCUGGUCAGCAAAAUGCAGAUUGGGCAGAGCUAUGAAGGGCAGCCCAUCUACGUUCUGAAGUUCAGCACGGGAGGGGUCAACCGUCCCGCCAUCUGGAUUGACACCGGCAUUCACUCCCGAGAGUGGAUCACCCAAGCGACAGGACUGUGGACAGCUAACAAGAUAGCCAGCGUAUUUGGUAAGGAUGCCUCGUUGACGGCAGUACUGGAUUCUAUGGACAUCUUCUUGGAGAUCAUCACUAACCCCGAUGGCUUUGCUUAUACUCACACUACGAACCGCAUGUGGCGUAAGACUCGGUCGAUCAACGCUGGAUCUUCCUGCAUUGGGGUGGAUCCCAACAGGAACUGGGAUGCUGGCUUUGGAGGCCCUGGAUCCAGCAGCAACCCCUGUGAUGAAACGUACCACGGGGCCUUCCCUCACUCCGAGAGUGAAGUGAAAUCCAUUGCGGACUUCAUCCUGGCCCACGGAAACGUGAAAUCCGUCAUCUCCAUCCACAGCUAUUCCCAGAUGCUGAUGUUUCCCUACGGGUAUAAGACGGAGCCUGCCCCUGACCACCAGGAACUGGAUAACCUUGCUCAAGAGGCUGUAUCAGCCUUGGCUGAAGUAUAUGGGACAAAAUACACAUUUGGAAGCACGAUCGACACCAUAUACCAAGCUGAUGGAACCACCAUUGACUGGAGCUACAACAAUGGGGUCAAAUAUUCCUAUACUUUUGAGCUGAGGGACAAAGGCCAAUAUGGAUUUCUCCUACCAGCGGAUCAGAUCAUCUCAACGGCGGAAGAAACCUGGCUAGCGCUCAUGAAGAUCAUAGAACAUGCCCGAGAUCAUCCUUAUUAACCUUAUGAGGUUGCGGGUGAAGCUAACACGUGUUCCAGAGC
Rhineura floridana is the source of this 1124-nucleotide messenger RNA. RefSeq names its product carboxypeptidase A1-like. Bases 16 to 1083 code for a protein of 355 amino acids. The transcript is spliced from 9 exons. The record is from RefSeq and is a predicted model, not a curated record. Gene Ontology annotation, molecular function: metallocarboxypeptidase activity; zinc ion binding. Lineage: Eukaryota; Metazoa; Chordata; Lepidosauria; Squamata; Rhineuridae. Gene Ontology annotation, biological process: proteolysis.